GUAUGCGAAAGAUCAAUCAACGAUUAACUAAAUAGAGCCGCAAGUUAUUCACACGGCUGUGAAUGCAAACUACAUCGUAGAAAAAUCAUGUUUUAAAGUGUCGCUAGCCGUUGAACCUUGAAGACAAGUUUUAUUGGUUUAGUUAAGUUUUCUUUUCUGUUUCGUCCCGGAAAAAUGGUAUCCCGAUUGAGUUUAAGCAUCGCUGGAUUUCUUGUGACCACAUUUUUCGGAAUCGUGAUUGCUUGUCACGGUGGUUACAAGGUGAAAAUUAUCAAAAUGGAGAACUGCGCCGGUCCAGAGGCGGUCGUCAGAAUUCACGACAAUUUAACGGCGGUACUGACGAGGAAGUGCGACUUCAAAGCGCAAAGUUGCCUGGACCACAAGCCUUUUGCCGAGGCCGAAGCCAAGUAUACGAUCAAAAUCCACGGCAUUCCGUUCAUCAAAGGAACGGUCGAUCUUUGCCAAAAAGUACCCAGAUGGUCCCUGGCGGCUCCCGUUGUGUGGGCGUUCAAUUUCAACAACAAGUGCCCGAUGGGUGAGGGAACCCUUUGCACCGAUCCAAAACGUGUUUUCAACAUCAGUCCGUUCAAGCAGUUUCUGCCAUUGAUGGUUGGAAAAAUAGAAAUGCAAAUCGACGUGAAACAUGAUACGGGCAAAAGUUGCAUCAGAUCCGAAAUGGAGCUGUUUAAAGAAGAAAUGCCGGAAAAAGCUACAAAACCCGUGAUGAAAACUCAAAGCAUCGAUACAAAUACUGCUACAAGUAGUUCUUCCUAAUGUGACACCAAAAGUUAAGCUUAAAAGAUUGCUAUAUUAUUUCCAAUGGAAAAUUAUAUUAAAGAGAACGAUGCGUCUUCUUGAAUCAA
Molecule: messenger RNA, 863 nt
Organism: Uranotaenia lowii
Lineage: Eukaryota; Metazoa; Arthropoda; Insecta; Diptera; Culicidae
Exons: 4
Coding region: 175-774 (199 amino acids)
Source: RefSeq, a predicted model, not a curated record